UCUAGGCAGGUGGGCGCCGGGGCUGGGUCGGGCUGGGCUGGGCAUGGCGGCGCUGCAGUUCGGGGCGGCGAGCGGGGCUGAGGAGCCGGUCUUGCCCGGCGGCAGCUUCGGCGCGGCGGACUCGUUCCCCAAGGAUUUCGGCUACGGCGCCGAGGACGACGACGACGAGGAUGACGACGAGGCGGCCGAGCUGGGCGGCGCCGGCGGGCCCGGCGGGGGCGGCGGCUGCGGGCUGGGCCCGGGCGGGGACGCUUCCAAGCAGCCUCGCAUCUUGCUCAUGGGGCUGCGGCGCAGUGGGAAGUCGUCCAUCCAGAAGGUGGUAUUUCACAAAAUGUCUCCUAAUGAAACCUUGUUUUUGGAGAGUACUAACAAGAUCUAUAAAGAUGACAUUUCGAACAGCUCCUUUGUGAACUUCCAAAUAUGGGAUUUUCCUGGGCAAAUGGAUUUUUUUGACCCGACAUUUGAUUAUGAGAUGAUCUUCAGAGGAACUGGAGCCCUUAUCUAUGUUAUCGACGCUCAGGAUGACUAUAUGGAAGCUUUAACUAGGCUCCACAUUACUGUCUCAAAAGCCUACAAAAUCAAUCCAGACAUGAACUUUGAGGUUUUUAUUCAUAAAGUAGAUGGCUUGUCAGACGACCAUAAAAUAGAAACGCAAAGAGAUAUUCACCAGAGAGCUAAUGAUGACCUUGGUGAUGCUGGGUUAGAAAAGCUUCAUCUUAGCUUCUAUUUGACUAGCAUCUACGACCAUUCAAUAUUUGAAGCCUUCAGUAAGGUGGUGCAGAAGCUUAUACCCCAGUUGCCAACUCUGGAAAACCUGCUAAAUAUCUUUAUAUCGAAUUCAGGGAUUGAGAAAGCUUUCCUCUUUGAUGUCGUCAGCAAGAUUUAUAUAGCAACUGACAGUUCCCCCGUUGACAUGCAGUCGUAUGAGCUCUGCUGCGACAUGAUUGAUGUGGUCAUUGAUGUCUCUUGUAUAUAUGGGCUAAAGGAGGACGGGAGUGGAAGUGCUUACGACAAGGAGUCUAUGGCAAUUAUCAAACUAAAUAACACGACCGUUCUGUAUUUGAAAGAAGUAACAAAGUUUCUGGCCUUGGUGUGCAUCCUCAGAGAAGAAAGCUUUGAACGCAAAGGUUUAAUAGACUACAAUUUCCACUGCUUCCGCAAGGCCAUCCACGAGGUCUUCGAAGUGGGCGUUUCCUCCCAUCGCUUCUGCAACCAUCAAGCAAACAUGCCCAGUCUAAAAGCAGUGACUCAUAACGGCACCCCUAGAAACGCAGUCUAGGGGAUACCAAACCUUGGACGGCCAAGUGCUUGCCUACCCCUGGAGUGUGUCUAUAGGGGGUGAGUGGCAAAGAGGGACUGGCUGCGUACAUUCCUGUGUGCGUUCUGGAAGAGAAGAGAAAACUUGCCUUACAGAGCUGGGUGUGGCACAAGCAGAAGGCUGCUAAGCCCUUGGGACCGAGAGUGGCUGCUUCUGUCUUCAUGUGGUGGCUCUUGGGAGUAAAAAAGUCUCCUUCACCUGGACCAUCUCCCUUGAUAAGCAUGGAAUAUUCCAGAGCUGAGCUGAAUUGACACGUGCUCAGGAUUCUUAUAUGUUUAAGCCUAAGUAGUGUUAGAUCAUUUGCCCUUUCAAAAA
Euleptes europaea (tarantolino) is the source of this 1633-nucleotide messenger RNA. It is a transcript of the gene RRAGC, whose product is annotated as Ras related GTP binding C. Gene Ontology annotation, molecular function: GTP binding; GTPase activity. The record is from RefSeq and is a predicted model, not a curated record. Gene Ontology annotation, cellular component: Gtr1-Gtr2 GTPase complex; lysosome; nucleus. Gene Ontology annotation, biological process: positive regulation of TOR signaling; cellular response to amino acid stimulus; cellular response to starvation. The coding region runs from base 44 to 1279 and encodes 411 amino acids. The transcript is spliced from 7 exons. Lineage: Eukaryota; Metazoa; Chordata; Lepidosauria; Squamata; Sphaerodactylidae.